GGCAGGAGCCACUUUAGGACAUGGAUCCCAAAGGAGCAAGAGGUACCAGGAAGCACCGCUGAUCUGCACAGACCCCUUUGCCUGCUGCUGCCCCACAGGGAACAGGGAGCUGCUGAGGAGCCGCAUGGUCCAUCCCUGGAUUCUCCAAGCACUGACUCCCCAUCCACUCUGACCACAGCCAGGGGCCACAUCCCACCACCUGCCCAGCGUCCAUCCAUGGAGGUGAGCACCGUGUCCCCAUCUCCCACCUCACCGACCGACGGACCUGGUCAGUGUGAGACCAAUGUCUCCAACGUGGCCAUAGACCUUGUGACUCUGCUCUUCGGCCUCUGUGGGCUGGUUGGGAACGGGGCUGUCCCUUGGCUCCUCCACAUUGAUGCCAUCACUUACUUUGUGGCCUUCAACCAGGCCAGCAUUGAUUUCCUCUUCCUCAUCAUUAUGGUCCCCUCUGCCCUGCUUUUCCUUGUGGAGGAAGUGUCCUGCUCUGCUAUAAUGCCCCUGAUGUAUCUGAGCUUGCUGUCCCAGCUGUCAGUGGUCUCCUACAAUAUAGGGCAGUACCGGCUGACAUUCAUUAGCAUUGAGAGGUGCAGGUCCAUCCUCUGCCUGUUUUUCUGUGGUUGCCAACUUCCUGAGCGCCUGCUGUUGGUGGUGAUGAAAACCCUGUUCUGGGCCUUGUUCUUUGUUGUCACCGCUGUCAUUCCCACGGUGACUUCCCAGUGCCAGUCACAUGAGCAGGAGCAAUGCCGGGUGGCUCUCACCUCCAUGUACGCCCUCAACCUCUUCCUAUUCGCUGCACCCAUGGUCAUUUCCAGCACAAUCCUCUUCAUUCAAUUCAAGCCCGGCUCCCAGCAGCAGCAACAGAAGAGACUCGACAUUGUUAUCUUCCUCAUUGCACUCUUUAGUCUGCCCCUCAGUCUCUGGAAUUUACUGCAGCAGCUCAGUUACACAGUUGUGCCCUCCAAGGCGGUUUUCCUGCUCACCUGCAUCACCAGCAGCAUCAAACCCUUCAUCUACUUCUUGGUGGGGAGCUGGAAGAGAGACUGCUCCAUGGGGAGCUGCUGGAGACACUGCUCCAUGCAGUCCCUAAGGAAGGCGCUCCACAGGGUAUUUGGGGAGCCAAAAGGAAACACUGCCUGUGGAAAUGAUCCCAACAUGGACACAGAGGUCUGAUUCUGUUGAUUCCUCCUGCUGCACUGCUGAGAGACCCUGGGACUGUGGCUGAGGGAUUCCUUGAGUGACCUGAUUGAUAAAUCCCCACAGGGUCACCCUCCCCGUGCUGGUGCAUCCCCCACCCCCUUUCCAGGCCGCACUGGGCUCUGAUUCGUGCUUGGGAGGCCUCAGCCUUGAGGAGCAGCCCCUGGGCUCAGCUCCUCUGGCGCUGAUCAGAAACACCCUCUGCUCCCAGGAACUGCUGCUGGCCAACGACCCCCUGGGCUUUUAUCAACAGCCUUGGGAAUUAUUUCACUUCCCUGAAUGCCACACCAUCCCUGCUCCCACACUUUCACAGAAAGUUGCCUGCCUGAAGCGUGGCCAGGGUGAAACAUUGCUGUGGCUGAAGCCCAUCCCUUGGGGCCCUGUAAGCAGCGGUCCAAAAGGAGACCCUUGGAGCUCUCCUGGGCCCAGCAGCGCUGACCAGAAGCUCCGUGGCAGUGGGGCCUCUCCGAGCUGGGAUCUCUCCCGUCUGCUGCCCUCGGGUGAUGCCCCAACGCCGACGGCUCCUGGGCCGAUCCCCCAGCGCUCGAGGCCCAAGCCUUGGCACAGUGAGGAGAUGCAAACGGAUCCGCAGUGAGCAUUUCACUGCCUCCCAGGGGAAUUUCUCACAGGCACCUUGCACUGACUCUUUCUCUCUGUGUGCACACACCUGUGCAUCUGCUCUGGCAAAUGUGGGGGAGAUGCUGCUCUCUCAGGUGUUCCAGUACCUGAGACAUCUGAGUGAGUCAGGCCUGGAAGCAAGGUUAAGGCAUAAAUAAGGUUAAAUGCUGCUAAGUGAUAUUCCUCUGCUGAAUUGCUAAUUUUAAUGUAUAACUGAAGUACUGUUAAGUUUGAGUGCUGUAAAGCUUUUAGGCCAUUUUCCUUUUUAUCGUUAUCCUUUUGUCACGCACAGCUGAACACACCCACAAACUCACACACAGAGACAGCAUUUUGGUGUGAUGUUGCUUAUUAUUAAACCUGGGUUUUGCUGA
Molecule: messenger RNA, 2183 nt
Organism: Vidua macroura (Pin-tailed whydah)
Lineage: Eukaryota; Metazoa; Chordata; Aves; Passeriformes; Viduidae
Product: proto-oncogene Mas-like
Exons: 2
Coding region: 217-1170 (317 amino acids)
Biological process (GO): G protein-coupled receptor signaling pathway
Cellular component (GO): membrane
Molecular function (GO): G protein-coupled receptor activity
Source: RefSeq, a predicted model, not a curated record